Messenger RNA from Zootermopsis nevadensis, 548 nucleotides. Its product is annotated as bombyxin A-2 homolog. Gene Ontology annotation, cellular component: extracellular region. Lineage: Eukaryota; Metazoa; Arthropoda; Insecta; Blattodea; Termopsidae. Gene Ontology annotation, molecular function: hormone activity. The record is from RefSeq and is a predicted model, not a curated record.
AAGGAUUCUCACGCAGAAACAUCCAGGAUGAGGACCAUCUUGUUACGUUUGACGGUCAUCGGAAUGAUUUGCUCGUGGGCAUUACCCGACAGUCAGUUGGGUGUGCGGAAGAGAGAGACGGCGUACAGAUACUGUGGUCCAAACCUCGCCAACAUCUUGAGGCUAAUUUGCAAUGGCUCUUACCACACCGACGAGGACUGGAAAAGAAACGGUGGCUCCAUCCAAAAGAAGCAAGAACACGAUAAGGAACUCGAUUUUUGGACUCCUCCAGAAGCCGCAAUGGAACAGUUCCCGUUCAGAACCUGGUGGAUGGCAAACCAGUUCUCGAACAGAGUCUUCCGCCGCCAGAGAAGAGACGCUGGAAUUGUCGAGGAAUGUUGUGUGUUCAAAGGCUGCACGAUCAGCGAACUGUCCGAGUAUUGCGCUGAAAGUUAGACGGCGACAUAGCCAGCAAUUUUGACAAUCGCUGCGGUUUGUGACCAGGUCUAAUCGGAAAGAACCAAAGCUGGUGUUAUGACGCAUUUGUAAUUAAAUAAGCUUAUAUCAUA